AUGGCACUCCUAAGACAAGCAUACUAUGCCACAAGUCCAUAUCUAGCCACCACCACUGCCACCUGCAGCCAGCCACCCUUCGCUAGCCACCACUACCGGCCACUAUCGUCGGCCACCACCUCCGGCCACCCUCCGCUGGGCACCUGCCGCUGGGCACCACCGCCUCCACCGCCAGCCAACCGCCUCCGCCACCACCGCCUGUAG
Messenger RNA from Prunus armeniaca (apricot), 204 nucleotides. The record is from the annotation of a GenBank genome assembly. NCBI's taxonomy places the organism in Eukaryota, Viridiplantae, Streptophyta, Magnoliopsida, Rosales, Rosaceae.